Messenger RNA from Saccharomycopsis crataegensis, 462 nucleotides. RefSeq names its product Aim11 protein. The coding region runs from base 1 to 462 and encodes 153 amino acids. Gene Ontology annotation, cellular component: mitochondrion. The transcript has 2 exons. Lineage: Eukaryota; Fungi; Ascomycota; Saccharomycetes; Ascoideales; Saccharomycopsidaceae. The record is from RefSeq and is a predicted model, not a curated record.
AUGUCAGAAGCAAAGCAAUCGCAAAGUAUACUAACUUCGAAGAUCAUGGCCGAAGCCUCGGACAACUACAAACAGAGACGUAGAACCCAAAUGAUCAAGUUCUACGCCGCGACUUUCACCACCUUGAUCUGCUCGAGGCUUGUGUUCAGAGGAGUUCAAUCGAGAAAAUACAUACCCACCUUAUUCCAAGCCAACCACAUCCAACCUUCAUAUUCUAAACGUCAAGAGGCCAUGGCAGCCAUUGGCUAUGCCUCGUUGUUGUCGACCAGUGCGUUCGGUAUGUUUAUCUUUGGGACCGCUUGGGUGAUGGACAUUUCGUCAGCUAAAGAUUUCGGCCAAAGAAUGAAGAAGUUCCUUGGGGGCCAAGAGAACCAGGAGAAGAUCAAAGGAAUGAAGACCGACGAAGAUACUUUGAAAGUUCAAGAAGGACUCAGCAGCUUACUCGAGGGAAACAAGGAAUGA